Cuscuta europaea is the source of this 1204-nucleotide messenger RNA. The record is from the annotation of a GenBank genome assembly. Lineage: Eukaryota; Viridiplantae; Streptophyta; Magnoliopsida; Solanales; Convolvulaceae.
AAUUUUUUAAAAAAUAUGAAAAGCCCAGCUGUUUGCCCCCAAUUAAAAAAAUGGCCUGCCCCCAAUAACCCAAAAUCUUCCAGCCCGUUCAGCCCUUACUCCCUUAGCCCCGACUCUCUACCCCUUGCGCAGACGCCGCUCACUCGCUCAGCCGCAGACGCCAGACGCAGAAGCCAGAAGAACAAGAACUCGGCCGCAGAACCUCCUUGCUCCGACCGGCAACCAGGCGACCCGCCGCCCGCGACCACCGCGAACCACUGGUCUGAACUCGACCACCAUUUAGCCAACUCCAAGCCGGAAAUCAAAACUAGUUGAUGUUGCUUAUCUUGGGACUCACAAAUUCUUUGUCAGUGGCUCUUCAAAAGAAAGAUCAAGACAUAUUGAAUGUUGUUUCACUUGUGAAAACAACAAAGCAACAAUUGCUUAAGGUAAGAGCUGAUGGAUGGGAUUCACAUUUGAGGAAGAUCUUAGAAUUUUGUGAGAAGCAUGAAAUUUCUGUGCUUAAUAUGGAUGAGGACUUUGUUAACCCAAGGAGGCCACGUCAAAGAACUAAUAUCACUAAUCGGCAUCAUUAUGAGUAUGAAUGUUUUAAUACCAUAAUGGAUUUGCAAAUUAGUGAAUUUGAUGACCGUUUCAAUGAGGUAAAUUCUGAGCUACUUCUUUGCAUGGCCUCUUUGAGUCCGAUUGAUUCCUUCCGUGAGUUUGAUGCUUCAAAGUUGUUGAGAUUGGCUGAAUUUUAUCCAAGUGACUUCAGUUAUGUGGAACGCAGAACUCUUGAGCAUCAAGUCAGUAUUUACAUUGACAAUGUGUUAGCGGAUGAAAGGUUUGCUAGAUUGAAAAGUCUUGGUGAUCUUGCUCGAGUGAUGGUGGAUACAAGGAAACAUCUUUCACAUCCUUUGGUGUAUAAGCUUUUAAAGUUAGCAUUGACUUUGCCAGUUGCCACAGCAACCGUAGAGAGAUGCUUUUCCGCUAUGAAAAUAGUGAAGACUAAUUUGCGCAAUAGAAUUGGCGAUAGGUAUAUGAGUGAUUGUCUGACUUGUUUUAUUGAAAGAGAUGUGUUUGAAACUGUUACAAAUGAAACUGUAAUGGUCUCUUUCAAAAGAUGAAAACUCGCCGCGAACAAUUGUGAUGUAUUUGGUAAGACUUUAAUUAUUGUAAUAUUACAUUACUACUUUAUUAAUCUUUUUUGUGAUGCAUUUUUUUC